Fraxinus pennsylvanica is the source of this 1089-nucleotide messenger RNA. The record is from the annotation of a GenBank genome assembly. Lineage: Eukaryota; Viridiplantae; Streptophyta; Magnoliopsida; Lamiales; Oleaceae.
AUGGUGCGGACUGAUAUCACAAGAUACGCUCCUCGCAGAUGGGGACAGCCUAAAAUUAACACUAAUGCAGCUGUUGGGACAGGUGUGGGUUGGAUAGGGGCAUGGGCUGUGAUUUGUGAUCAGACAGAGACAAUGGUGGCGGCACAGAUGAAGAGAUCAGUGGGGGCGGUUUCUUGCAGACGAUGUGGAGGCCCCUGGAAGUUCGAGUUGUUGAAUGUUUCGUCGAAAGGAACAAAGAAAUGGAAGAGGGUGGAGGUAAAUCCGAAAGAUCAUGUACAUGUGCCUGUUUUUCCAAGUGGUAUGUCAACAGACUAUUAUGAUGAGGUUUUCAAUGAAUAUUUAUCAAAACUUACAAUGGAACAAUUUCCGGAAAAUAGACCUCUGUGGGAAAUUCACAUAGUUAAAUACCCAACAAGAAAUGCAGCUGAGAAUUUGAUAUUCAAACUUCACCAUUCACUUGGAGAUGGCUAUUCUUUAAUGGGAGCCCUUCUCUCCUGUCUACAAAGACUUGACAAUCCUUCUAUGCCAUUAACAUUCCCUUCACGCCAGCCUAACUCGAGGCCUAGUCGAAACAGCCACGACUUUUUCAAGCCCAUGUCCCAGUUCUUUUCAGGAUUGAUUAACACAGCAUACGAUUUCGGAUUGAAUCUGUUGAAGAGCAGUUUGAUCAAAGAUGAUAAAUCACCUAUUAGAUCAGGUGAAGAUGGAGUGGAGUUUCGACCCAUUGUUUUAACUACUACUACUUUUUCCAUGGAUCACCUCAAGCAAAUCAAGGACAGGCUUAAAGUGGCUGUUUCCCGAUUCAUCCAUGGCUCAUUGCAUAAUUCGAGCCUGGCAAUAUCAAAUAUGAUGGGGCCUGUAGAACCAAUGGCUUUAGCAAAUCGACCAAUUAAAGGAUUGUACUUUGCUGUGGCUGGGGCACCUCAGAGCCUUUCAGUAACAAUGGUGAGUUACGUGGGGAAGCUGAGAAUUUGCAUGGGAGUGGAGAAAGGUUUCAUAGACCCUGAGAAGUUCAAGUCUUGUAUUGAAAAUGCCUUCGAGGCCAUUUCCAAAGCUGCACUGGAAUCUCCCACUGAAACAAAAUUAUAG